AUGUCUUUCAGCUUUGGAAACACGGGUGGUGGAGAGAAGAAGACAGGUACUCUCUUUGGAAGCACCACAGCACCAGCUGGCGGUCUAUUUGGUCAAUCGCAGCAGCAACAGCCACAGCAGUCAAAUGCGACACAGUCUGGCGGCCUCUUCGGCUCGUCGACCGCUCCUCAGAACAACAACACCAAUAGCUUGUUUGGAUCGACACAACCACAGCAACAGAACUCUGGAUCAAGCUUGUUCGGCCAGCCGCAACAACAGCAGCAAAAUGCUGGCUCGAGCCUCUUCGGACAGCCUCAACAACAACAAAAUGCUGGCUCUAGUCUAUUCGGUCAACCCCAGCAACAGCAGCAACAACAACAGCAACAGCAGGGGCAACAACAGCAGCAGCAACAGCCAAACAUGGGCAAUAGCCUCUUCGGCGCCUCAUUGCAGCCUGCGCCCAUAUUGAACAAUGUCCAGGCGCAAAGCAUCCAGCAACAGCGCGAAGGGCUCCCGCAGCUGCGCCAGUCUUCUGCGCAACCCUUCGCUAGCUCUGCGUACAUGAACGGUCACAGAGAGAAGUCGGUCAUCGAACAGAUACGGAUCCUCAACAACAAGUGGGACCCUGAGAACCCCGAAUGUGUCUUCCAGUACUACUUCUACAACUCGGUCAAGCCUGAAGAAGCACCCUUCUAUGGGCCAUCGCAAGGCGAAGACGAACGGAAAUGGGAGGAGGCUUUGUCAAAGAAGCCAAGUCCAGGCGCUAUCCCUGUGCUUGCGCGCGGCUUUGAACAGGUCGGAGAACGUAUCAAGCAACAAGCAGCAGCUGUCACCGCGCUACGGACCCGCCUGCACGAGAUCAACAACAGUCUGUCGCUUCUCAAAGACGCGCACGAGCUGACUGUAGCAUCGCGCAUUACCGAAGCUAAGCGCAAACACAUUGUUUUCACCCAACGAACACUAGCCCUUGCGACCAAGGUCCAGAUCCUGCGAAACAGAGGAUACGUUAUGGACCAGCCAGAGGAGGAUCUGAAGAAGAAGCUUAUCGAGUUGGAGAAGCAAACCUUUGAUCCCGUACUUGGUGGGCGACAGGAAGAGAUCUGGGCACGCAUGUCUGGUGUGCGCGAGCGAGCGCGUAUUCUGCAGGAGGAGACGGAGAAGCUGGGCAAGACGAUUGAUCAGCAGCAGAAUGGUGAACUCCUUACAGACGAAGAUCAAAAGGCGUUGGAAAAGCUUCUCAAAGACUACGACCGACAACUUGAGCACCUCAAGAAGUGGGUUGACGAUACCAGAGACGAGUACGACGAGUGGGAGACGACGAAGCAAUCAAGGCCCGCAAAGCGAUAG
Molecule: messenger RNA, 1326 nt
Organism: Alternaria atra
Lineage: Eukaryota; Fungi; Ascomycota; Dothideomycetes; Pleosporales; Pleosporaceae
Exons: 3
Coding region: 1-1326 (441 amino acids)
Biological process (GO): NLS-bearing protein import into nucleus; protein localization to nuclear inner membrane; nuclear pore organization
Cellular component (GO): nuclear pore; nuclear pore central transport channel
Molecular function (GO): structural constituent of nuclear pore
Source: RefSeq, a predicted model, not a curated record